AUGAUCAAAAACAAGAAAGGCAAGGGCAAGCAACCGGCCGAGAUCAACCUUGUACCUGAGGAUCAACGCAUCUUUAACAACCUUUACUUCUACUUCUUUCCCAACAGCGAUACACAUCCUGGUCGCAGUCAGAGGAUCAUCAGAGCCAUAGAGUAUGGCGCAUCGUGGCAGCGCGAGUUCAACGACACCGUCACUCACAUUAUUACUGAUAAAGAAUAUGACUACCCACAAUUGUUGAAAUAUCUCAAGAUCAACGAGCUGCCUGCUGGCGUUAUUCUAGUCAACGAGAACUACCCGCCAUCAUGUAUGGAGUUCUACAAGCUGGUCGAUUCAUCGAGUAUUGAGUUUAGAGUCAAGGGCUACGAUAUGCCUGCUCCUGUUUCGACGGCACAACCCCAGUCGGGUCCAUCUCAAGUGUCUGACGUGUCUCUGAAACUCAAGCCUGCGAAAAGAAAGGCAGCAGCGCUCUCUUACCACCUAACCCCUCAGCCAGAAGCGAGUCCUGAUAUGGUCUCCUCUGCCGCGUCGUCAUCAAAUCCUCCUGCACCAUCUGGUGCCGACGAGCAGCAAGAGGUCAACAAGGACGAGGAUGAACUCGAUUCAGCCAUUAGGGAGGCCAAAGAGUCACACCCCCUUGCAUCUGACGACGAAGAAGAUGACCAACGUCAUAAGAGACGCAAAACCAGCAACUGGCAAGACAAAUUCCAAUGCAUGCACAAACACACUGGCGGCAGUGGCGAUCGAGGACCCAAUGCUCAAACCUUGUCCAUCUUGCAAGAACUGGCAGAUUACUACGAUCAAACUCGCGACCAGUGGCGUUCGAAAUCAUAUCGCCAAGCCAUUUCGGCAUUGAGGAAGCACCCAACCAAGGUGACGACCAAGGAGGAAGCAAUGCGCGUCUAUGGCAUUGGCACCUCGAUAGCAGAAAAGAUCGAAGAAAUUGUCAGGACAAGUCACCUGCGCAAGCUCGACUCUACAAAGAUGGAUGAGCGACAACAAAUCCUCAACAGAUUCUUGAAGAUAUAUGGUGUUGGUUUGCAUGCAGCAGAGCGAUGGGCUAGUGCAGGUUACAAAACACUCGAUGAUUUGCUUCAGAAGGCCGAGCUGACAGACAACCAACGCAUCGGCAUUGCUCACUACGAUGACUUCAACAGUCGUGUGCCUCGCGCUGAGGUUGAGAAACACGCUGCAACAGUAAAACAAGCACUCGAAGGCUUAAACAAAGGAUACAAAAUCUACACUAUGGGAUCAUACCGCCGCGGUGCCAAAGACUCUGGCGAUAUCGAUCUACUCAUCACCAAACCAGGAGCAUCCAUCGACGAGAUUCGCGAGACGGUUAUGGACCGACUCGUGCCAUUGCUCACGAAACAGAAAUUCCUGGUUGCUGCAUUGGCACAAACCUCACAAUCUGACGGCACCAAAUGGCAUGGCGCUUCCUGUCUGCCUGACAGCAGUAUCUGGCGUCGUAUAGACUUGCUCCUCGUACCGGAGGAAGAGCUCGGAGCAGCCUUGCUCUACUUUACCGGCAAUGACAUCUUCAACCGCAGUAUGAGGCUGCUGGCUAGCAAGAAAGGAAUGCGCUUAAACCAGCGUGGACUCUACAAGGAUGUAUUGAGGGAUUAUGGCAGGGAGAAACUGAGCGAGGGCACGCUCGUGGAGGGAAAGGAUGAGCGAAAGAUCUUUGAGGCGUUGGGUGUACCCUGGAGACCACCAGAGCACAGGAUCUGCUAG
Molecule: messenger RNA, 1731 nt
Organism: Aureobasidium melanogenum CBS 110374
Lineage: Eukaryota; Fungi; Ascomycota; Dothideomycetes; Dothideales; Saccotheciaceae
Product: DNA polymerase beta-like protein
Exons: 3
Coding region: 1-1731 (576 amino acids)
Biological process (GO): double-strand break repair via nonhomologous end joining
Cellular component (GO): nucleus
Molecular function (GO): DNA binding; DNA-directed DNA polymerase activity
Source: RefSeq, a predicted model, not a curated record